Puntigrus tetrazona (Sumatra barb) is the source of this 2143-nucleotide messenger RNA. RefSeq lists its product as uncharacterized. The coding region runs from base 250 to 996 and encodes 248 amino acids. Gene Ontology annotation, molecular function: sequence-specific DNA binding. The transcript is spliced from 5 exons. NCBI's taxonomy places the organism in Eukaryota, Metazoa, Chordata, Actinopteri, Cypriniformes, Cyprinidae. The record is from RefSeq and is a predicted model, not a curated record.
UUGUUUACUUCAGAAACUUAGACGUUGCAUUUAUUUAAUCAAAAUAUAACCCUCGAGAUCUCCUCCUCGAAAACAUUUCUUUCUAUGCCCUGCUGAGUGACGUAGCAGCGUCAUGACGCAGGAAUCGUUUUGAACCGGAUCUUUGGAACCGAUUCUUUAACAUGACCAGUUAAAAAAAGAACCAGUUCGCGCCACGGAAAAGAGUCGGAUUGCCGAACACUGAACGAGCGUAGUAACAGACGGACAGAUAUGGUGAAAAGGUGCGUUUUGGGUUGUUAUCCGCACAAAACCUUGUUCCCUUUCCCCAAGCUGCCGUGGUUGCGAGCCCGCUGGCUCGAGUUUUUGCAUUUUGAGGAGGGAGGAAUAUCGGAGAGCUCACGCUUGUGUGCGAAGCAUUUCGCUCCAGAAUGCUUCACAAAUUUACAGCAGUACGAAAUGGGCUUCGCCGAUUUUCUUAGCUUGAUAGAUAUGGCUGUUCCGACAAUAUACACCGUUGGCCCGGCGCCGAGUGUGAAGCCAAUAACUCGUGAGGUAGGCUGCCAAUGUAGUGCUCCCAUUCUGAAGAGCGUUGCGGUCCAAGCCGUACUCACCCAAAAAAAGCCAAAACGAAGAAGUAAAGCCAUUCAAGUGAGGCCUCUUUCGAGUCAUUGUGCUAGUGUGUCCUGCUCCGAUGAGGAUUUUCCAGUCAAAUCUGAAUCUUCAUUUACAUUAAUACCAAUUAAAAGGCCACGCAUGGAAGAUUCCCCUGAAGGGUCACCAUACAGCUCAGAAGAACCAACACAUAACAUCCACGUGCCUAAUGUAAUUAAAGAAGAUGACAUAAACAGCUACACAAACGCACGAUGGAACCAACUUCGAGUGACCCUGAACGUUCGUCUUGUCAGUGCGAUCAAUCUCAUGCAUAUGGUUAAAAGGGUAGCAAAAGUCAUUCUAAUGAUGUCCAGAGGCUUAUCUUAUGUCUACUGGAGCAUGGGUCCCCCACAAAUCAUAGGUUGAGUUAGUCUUCAUGCCCCUCACUUUCUGCUCCAUGUUCAGGUAAAUGAGCUGGGGUCAUGAGAAUGAGAGAGACCACAAGUCUAAAUUGAUUUGAAUUCACACUGGAAUACCAAGACGAUGCUUCUUUUUCUUAACAGGCUUGAGCCCUGUGAGUCUUCGUACAUCGUCGUCACCAUCUGAAUCUUCCAUUUCAUCAUCUGCAGAGAACAGAAUCUGACCAGCACAGGAGGAAGAAGGCAAAGAGAAAGUCGGUGUUCAACUAAUCAUCUUAAAACAAAACAAUGAUACUGAAAAUGUCACCCUAAUGGAAUGCACCUUGCAAACCUGAAUAAGUAGGUAAUAUUCUCCAUUUCAUUUUGACUGAGCUGCUCAUCCUUUUUCAAGUGAGAAAUAUGGACAAUAAUCACUUGGCUAAAACAUCUGACAAGUCAACAAGAAAGCGUGUGGAUUGGAAAUGCUACACUCGAAAUGACUGUACUCAAUGUCAAGUUCCCUCCUCAAAUGACAUGACUUGCCUUGUCUCAAAUCUAGCACUAGCACAGGAUAUAAAUGUAUUUAGGAGAUGUUAUUUGGUCAAACAUAAUAGAAAUACAAAAUUGUUAGUAGCAUGUUAGCAGACCAUACACUAAUGUGUUCUAUUCAUCAUAAACAAUGUCUUCCACUGAAAAAUAAGUAUGCCCAGAGUUCUUUUCUGGCUAUUUGGUUAAUCAGAACAGUCUGUGCAGCCCUUUCUUUAAGGCAUACCUGCUUUGUUAGAUUGUAAGAUCACUUAUCAUGGUUACUUCAGGUCUGAAGUGUCUGAAGUGUUGGGAUAGAUUAAAGAGCUGUCAUGAACGUAAUAGUCAUGCAGAUGUAUUAGGUGGGGGGGGAAAGAGGAUGUCUCAUCUAAGACUUGGGUUGAACAGAUGAUUUUGAAUUUAACACUAAGUCAAAUAAAAGGCCAAAAUAUGAAUUCUGCCAUUUAAAGAUGUUUAAGGAGCAGCAAGAGUGUCUUGUCAAAGCAAGUCUGUUUUAGACCUUGUUAAUGAUUUUGAUAAGCGUUUUAUACAUUCCUUAAACCAUUAAAUGUUAUUUAUGUCAUCAGUUACAUUUUAUUCUGUGGAGUAAACAAGCAAAUAAUUUAAUUUCUAAUAAAAAGUUAACAUUA